GUGACAGGAAGCACAAUUUAUUUCUGCCUCUCCAUUUAUAACACCUAUAACUUACAGCACAAUCAUUCAAAAACAGAUUAUACACUGGCAACUCUAUAGAGAUAAAAAGUCUUGAGGUAAAACAAUAUCCAAAUCUGUAAGAGUACAAAGGUGUAUAAAAGGAUACUGAUAUAAAAGUUCAUUUAAAAUAGGAUGUUUUAAUUCACUUGUUUCAUAGCACACUCAGCUGGGCACCAUCCUGGGCAAUCUUCUUUAUUCUAAGUAUUAUAUCAUUUAGAGGAGGGGGAUUAAUUUGUAAAAUUCCAAAGCCAUUCAAAAAGUUGUAUAUUGAUUAAAAUACGAGACGGCGCAAGCAUUACACUAAGGAAGAAGGGAUGGAGAGGGGAAAAUGCAAAUAUGGAAACUUAAGCACAAGUUAUAGUUGCUUAAAAUAGCCCUCUUGAACUGAAACAGUUGAGGGAGGGGAGGUAACAAAUAUUCAGUGGGAAAUGUUUGGGUGUAAAUAUACAUGGAUUGUGUAGCAAUUGUUUUUAUGAUCAAACUGGGAUUGUAACUAGAAGCUAUCAGUGAAAAUACCACAGUUCCUGUGUUUCACUUUUCCAUUAUUAUAGAAAAAAAACAUGCCUGAACUUGGUGCUUCAAUCUAUGAAAGAGUCUAUUUCUUAUUGCUGCAUGAGACCAGAAAUUCAUUUAGCAUGAUAUCUUUGAUGGUGCUCAAACUGAUGCUGGUUCUCUAAACCUGUUGUCCUGCCUGGAACUAUAAUACUAAACCCACUUCGCAGUAAGUGUGAGUUAAAGAGGAGUGGCUACACUUUUAAUAAAAAGGAGCUGUCACAUAGGAUAAUCCUAAUAGAUUUAAGCAAAUGUGCUCAGGGAUAAGUUCCUAUGUGGCUAAGAGUAAGUAAUGCUGUACCUAUAUAUAGCUGGCCAGGGUGAAGGGGGAGGGCUAGGUGCGGGAGCAUAGCAUAGACUCAUUUGCCGUCCAGCAGUGGAAGCCACUAAUGAGCUUCCAGCACCUCUCCAGAGCAAAGCAUUAUUAAAUAAGCCCCCCCAAAAUUGGGUUGGCAAUUGAUCAAGCAAUGCCAGUUUCGAUCCUUUGCCAAGAACACCAUCUCAUUUGGCUCACCUUGGAAGAGGUAAGUAGAGGUAAGACAGCAGCUGAGACCAAAUGCAGUCAGCCAGAAAUGAAAGGGGGGGGGGCAUACAUGCAACAGCAGACAGGGAAGGGGAGGGAGGGGAUACGAGACAUCAAUCCAUGCUCCAAAGCUGUUUGAUAUCAGGGAAGCUGGAAAAAUAAAGGAGCGCAUCCCACUCCAAAUCCUCCCAUGAAAAAGCCAUUUGAGGUCCAAGAAAAGUUCUGCUGAGCCAUCUUAGUUACUCAGCUAAAACUAAAAAACAAAACAAAACAGAAAUUUAGGAGUAAGAACUGAGCUUUUGUCCACAAACUGAUUGGUACGGUAUAUCUCAGCCACUAUGUGGGAGUUAAUCUGUAAUGUACCUGGUGUGGGGAGGGGGCCGUGAGUCAUGUCGGGAAUUCCACUGGUGGCUUCUAGCAAAAGAGCCACCUUUGUCACUGCAGUUCUGAGCCAAUAGAGAAGGCUAAAAUGUAUGUUUUGUAGGCAUCAAGUCCCACAUUCUGUUCCUGCUCUUUCUAGAAAUGGCUGGGAAAGGAUCUGACCAAAUGAGUGGAAAGUUGUUGCCAAUCAAUUUUAAAUGAUAUUAAAUUAGAGCAUGGUGGAUACUUCUGAGAGGGUCAGCUUUCUGACCUACUGAAAGCCUGCAGGAGACCAUGUAGUGACGUAGUAAAUUCACAGGAGGUGUAUGGCUGAAAUUUUUGGACUUUGGGGAGAGAAGCGUUUGUAGAUGUGGUUUAAAGUGGGAAUGGAGUGGGUGGCCUCUGGGAGGCAAUUUACUACCGUUCCUACUCUUAAUUUCCCCCCAGACUGAAAAACAUUCUGCAAUUGUGCUGUCAAAUUCCAGCAGCACAAACUUGGAGUGGUGGCAGGGAGAUGUGAAGCGUAUGAUUGUCCACCUAUAAAGAUCACUGGUAUAAGUCACUGGUAAAAGGCAACUUCCUAUGUUUUAAAAGCCAGGAAAAAGUUUAUAACAGAGAAUACAGCCAUUCUAAAGCAACUAUAAAUUUAAACUGAAAUAAUUACUACUACUCAGAAUUUCCUAAACAUAGGCAUCCACAAGGGGACAAGGGGAAACAAAGGACCAAAUGUGUGUUAGGAUGUUGAGAUAUACCAUGUCCAACAUCAGGAUGCAAAUACAAAAUGCCAGGGUUUUCAUCACAGUUUGUAGCAGAUGUCUAUGUCCUCUACAUCUGAGUACCUGAAAAUAAGAACUGCAGCAGUUCUGCCAAAGAAAUGUAGAAGAAAGAAGAGUAGCAUCAUUAACCUGUCACCUUGUUAGAGAAGACCACAGCCAUAAGCAUAUGGAUCAAGAAUAGUGCCAGGAAUUCGCUCAUUUUGGCAGCUGCCAAGUUACCAGAAUUUUCAGAGGAGCAACAACCGCUGGGAGCUCUGAGAGACAGUCUGAGAGUCAACACUGAUAGCUAGAGUUUCUCAGGACAGAGAUAUCAAGUAUGUCAACAGCCGACAAAAUCUCAGCCUCAAGACCAAACAGUGCAAGGCAAAGUCCACUGAAGCGUGGGAAGGGUGGCAGAAGAAGUGCUGGAAUUAAACUACAGUGAGUUAAGAAUGGACUGCAUUUUCGUGUUGACAAAAGCCAAUCAGUUAGAAUGCAAUAAGGUUUCUUAUUUAGUUGUGCUAUCAGUGUUUUUCAAACUAGGCAACUUUAAGAUGUGUGGACUUCAACUCCCAGAAUUCCCCAGUUAGCAUGCUGGCCAUCCAAGAGUCUUCAGCCAAGCUCAGGUCUAUGACCUUUGUCCAGCCCUGCCAAGCAGAGUGUCUGGGAACUACUGCUGAGUUUCUGUCAGUGAACCCAUGUUACUUUAUAUCUCCCCUACAAGUAGUGGCUGCAAAGAACAGCUGCCACUGUUUCCAUUAAUUUAUCUGUUUUCUCUCUCUUUGUGAAGAUCUUCCUGCUCACUCUCCUCUUUUGGGACAAUAAGACUGUCAGGGCUGGUCCCCUUAGAGUUGCCCAAGGCAAUGAAUGGACAAAGAUAAUUUCUGCUACUGCUUGCUUGCACAUGUGUUCUUCCUCUGGUGCAGCAGGGCCCAGUGAGGUGGGUAGCAGGACCAGAAGAACCAUUAGAAAACAAGGUCCUUCCUUCCAGUCUCUCCAAGUCUGCCAUUGCUAUUCCCUGUCAUUCCUUGAUUUACUUGAGGCUGAUCUGUGCUGGUCUUUAGCUCAAUGGAGCCCAGUCAUGCCAAAUGGCACUGUCAGCAUUCUUAUUUCCUGUGAGCUUCCAGGGGGCUCCCCUCGUUUCCAGUGUAAAACUGCUCGACUAUACAAGAAGUCCAAGCACUUGGCACACAGGUGGCGUCAAUCGGCGAUGUCUGCUUCUAAAUUUCCCUUGGCCCCAGGAGAAGAAGAUGACGGGGGCUGCUGCCCCAUCCCUGCCGUGGAUCUCUCUGUUGGUUGGGACCAACCCGCCCCGCCCCACCCCGCCCUGGGGAUCAGGUGACAGCGGAGGGUGGAAUUUGACACCAGACUCGGCUAGGCGCGGAGAUGGAGCCGGUCCUUUUCUCCCUCCCAGAGGCCGCCUGGACUGGAGUUCUGCCGGUCACGAGUCCGAGUCCUGCAGGCUGUGCCCCCCCCCGGCGGAUUUCCUUGCUGCGCGGGUUGAGCGCGGGCCGGCGUGGAUGGGAGUCCCUGGAUCGGGGCCGCCCUGCCGGUUCUGCCCAGGACCUGAGCCGCUUUAACCCGAACUUUCCCCGCAGGAGGGCGCUGAGCGCGCCGGGCACCUGCUGGCCAUGCUGGCGACGUGAAGGUCGGAUACUUAGUGGAACGAUCCUGGGAAAGCCGGGCCAUGGCCCCCGGGGCCGGCUGAACGCAGGAGCUGCCGUGGAGCCGCCGUCGCCGGGAGGGAGCGAAUUCGAUGCCCUGGAAGGGCCGGUACCCGAGGACAGAGGGAGGUGCUUCACGGCCCGGAUUCUCGGAGCAUGGUCCCCGGAGAGCCGCGCGCAGCAGAAGGCGCCCGAUCUGUCGAGACGGAGCGCACGGAUGGAGUGGAGAGUUGAGGGGUCAAGGCACAGAUUAGACAGACCUCCCUCUGCCUGCAGGAGUUUGCCUAUCCAACAAGCACGAUCCAGGGAGCAGGGUUUGUGGGGUACCAUUACUCUACUGUCACUGUUUGCUGGGGCAGUCAUGGCAAGUUCAGAGACCUGGUAUCAUAACCAGACCUUGGGAGCAGCUUCUGGAAGCAUGGGCUCUGCCAGCUCUGCCUCUGUAGAGGAAAACAGCAUGGAAACACCAUCUCUGGCUGUGUGGAACCACUGGCAUGGGGAAAACAUGACCAUACAAGAGCUGAGCACAUCGGAACUUCUCAGGGCUGAGCGUUCCCCAUCAAGCUCCAGCAGUGCCAGGAAAGGAUCCAGGAAGGCUGGACGUGCUAAUCGUGGCCGCUAUUGUCGCUUACAUAGCCUCAGAAUGAAAGUGCGGGAUCUGGGGCUUGGCUACGAUUCUGAUGAGGUUGUUAAGUUCAAGUAUUGCAGUGGGUCAUGCCAGCGUACCCGCACUAACUAUGACCUAACCCUGAGUCACCUCAUAGAGCAACAUGCCAUUGUGCCUGGGCCUCAUGAUCAUUCCCCUUUUUCUCAACCCUGUUGCCGACCCACCCGGUAUGAGAACUUCUCUUUCAUGGAUGUGCACAAUGUCUGGAAGACUCUGGACAAAGUUUCAGCAGCAGAGUGCGGUUGUGUGGGCUGAAAGUGCUAUCUGUUCAGAGCUCAUGGGGUCACUGAGUUGACAUAUCCAUGUUCAUGCUACAGAGAGAUCAUAAGCCUGCUCUUCCUGUAAGUUGUGGCAGGAGGAGAAAUAAACUCCAUGAUGGAGCUUUCCAGUCCAGAUGGGAGGAAUGAAUGGACAGUUAGUAGGAGUGAAGCAUGGUGGUUGGCCCAAAUAUAUCUUGGCCUUUAGAGAGCAUUCACCCAUCAUCAAUGAUAAAAUGGUCAGACUGCCGUUAGCUAUGGAAUGGGCAUUUCUCCUUUAAAGAUUGGUCCAUUAACAGUGUUAUGAAUCUGCUUACCUAUCAAGCCUUUUCUCCCACUGAAGAAAAAGCAUUGGAAAUUCUCAUAUCUUAUUCAGGAGAUGGGAGUGUAGCAUUUAACCUGAGAGACUUGUGGUGCCAACCAGUCAUCCUCCAGGCAGUUUAAAGAAGGCUGCUUGCUAGGUCAUGUAGCCCCAUCUGCUACAAGGCACAUGUUCUCUCCCCACUUUUUAUUCUAGCCCACCAUCUGCCUUUUCCUUAGAGAUAUGUUCUAACUCCAUCCAGGAGCAGUUGUAGUUAAGAUGAAGGACAAUUUUGCAAGCCUAUUUAGUGCCCUAAACAUUCAGAGAUUGCUCCAACCUUCUGACUGUGCUAGAAUAAUCAGCACACUCUCUGAGGAUUGAAGAACGUUGUGGUUUGUUUGGGAGUGGUUUCAUUAUUAUAGUCUUCAGCCUCAUUGGAGGGUUUUUCCUGUGAGAACUCAUCCUUAGCAGAUGGGGUGUGCAUCCUAUGAAAGGGCAAAGUUGAUGUAUUUCCCAGAACUACCAGAUCUGGAUUGCAAAGAUCCAGAUGACUGGAUCUUUGGUAGUAAGGAAAGUUGUUGCCAUCUAGUAGUCAGGAUUUUUGCAAGCCAGAUCAGGAAACUGUAGUGUUUCCCUGGCACAAUCAAGGCCUCUGCAGGUAGAAAAGGGGCUUGUUUAUAAAGCCAAUGAUGGCAUUGACAUACUGGUGUCCAACAUGCCCAGACAUACCAGCAAUAGCUUGGAGUUCGACUACUGCACUUACCAGGCUGGCAAUGGAAGCAGCAAUAGUUUUGCCAUUCUUUGAAUCCUGGUUCAACCAUCAUUUAGUACCAGCAGAGUGGGAACCUCCCUGCCCUGAAGUGACAUUUUCUAAACUUAUUUAGAAAGUUUAAAUUUUCUAAACCAACUUAUUUAUUCUGUAACUUAUUUAUUUAUUUGCACCCCACUCACUCCCUUGUGGCAACCUAUUUAUGAAGCUGAGAGCUGGGUCUGGUAUACAUUAAAAGCUGAUGCUAUGCCCUGGCCUGUGACCAGCAGUUCCUACCCCCUUUUCCCCACUUGGCCUUAGCAAGGGCAUUUCCUCUUCCUCCUUUCCUGAUUUUGUAUUCUUUGUCCUUUAUUUGCAUUGGGAUAAACUCUAUUUUUGUACAGCAACCAUUUCCUGUAGCAAU
Messenger RNA from Python bivittatus (Burmese python), 6311 nucleotides. It is a transcript of the gene ARTN, whose product is annotated as artemin. Gene Ontology annotation, molecular function: glial cell-derived neurotrophic factor receptor binding; receptor tyrosine kinase binding; growth factor activity. The record is from RefSeq and is a predicted model, not a curated record. NCBI's taxonomy places the organism in Eukaryota, Metazoa, Chordata, Lepidosauria, Squamata, Pythonidae.